This is a messenger RNA of Chiroxiphia lanceolata (lance-tailed manakin), 1297 nucleotides long. It is a transcript of the gene GPAA1, whose product is annotated as glycosylphosphatidylinositol anchor attachment 1. NCBI's taxonomy places the organism in Eukaryota, Metazoa, Chordata, Aves, Passeriformes, Pipridae. Gene Ontology annotation, cellular component: GPI-anchor transamidase complex; membrane. The coding region runs from base 92 to 1297 and encodes 401 amino acids. The transcript has 10 exons. Gene Ontology annotation, biological process: attachment of GPI anchor to protein. The record is from RefSeq and is a predicted model, not a curated record.
CCCCCUGCCCUGGGCCGCGGCUCCGGCAGCGAUUGAGCGGCCUGGCCGGACCGCGCUGCCCCAGACCCCCCAAAACCUCCCCGGCCCCCCCAUGGGGCUGCUGUCGGACCCCCAGUGCCGGCGGGCGCUGGCCCGGCUCGUGCUGCGGCUCAACACCCCCCUCUGCGUGCUGAGCUACCUGGGGGGGCUGUGCUGGUUCCUGCUGCUGCCCGCCCUGGCGCCCCGCACGUACCUGUCGGAGAACGCCAUGGGCUCCACCAUGGUGGAGGAGGGCUCCGACCUGGGCAGCCGCGCCCUCGGCCUCGCCCGAGACUUCGGGGGGCACAGGAAGAGAGCGGGGGGGCUGCCCGUGGCGUGGCUGGAGCAGACCAUGUGGUCCCUGGGGCUGGAGGUCCAUCGCCAGCCCUUCUCCAGGACUCUGCCCUUCCCUGACGAGGCCCACGAGAGAUAUCUGGUGCGGGGCACCAACGUGUACGGGAUCCUGCGGGCCCCCCGCGCCGCCAGCACCGAGGCCCUGGUGCUGCUCGUGCCCCUGCCCGAGGGCACCAAGAACAACCAGGCCGUGGGGCUGCUGCUCGCCCUGGCCGGCUACUUCAGGGGGCAGAUCUACUGGGCCAAGGACAUCAUUUUCCUGGUCACUGAGCACGACCUGGUGGGCACCCAGGCCUGGCUGGAGGCCUACCAUGAUGUCAACCUGACUGAUGUGCAGUCGGGGGGCACCCCAGGCCGGGCAGGGGCCAUCCAGGCCGCGGUGGCCCUGGAGCUGAGCACGGACGUGGUGACCAGCGUGGACGUGGCCGUGGAGGGGCUGAACGGGCAACUGCCCAACCUGGACCUGCUCAACCUCUUCCACUCCUUCUGCCAGAAGAACGGGCUGCUCUGCACCCUCCAGGGCAAGCUGCCCCCCCCGGAGGGUCCCUCGGGGCCUGGCUACGGGCAGAGCCUGCAGACCCUGGGGCUGAUGGUGCUGGGCCAGGCCGGGGGGGGGCCCGGGGGGGCCCACGGGCUCUUCCUGCGCUUCAGGGUGGAGGCCCUGACCCUGCGGGGCAUCAACAGCUUCAGGCAGCACAAGUUCGACCUGGGGGCGCUGGGCAGGACUCUGGAGGGAAUGUUCCGGAAGCUGAACAACCUCCUGGAGCGGCUGCACCAGUCCUACUUCCUGUACCUGCUGCCCUCCCUGGCCAGGUUCGUGUCCAUCGGCUCCUACAUGCCCGCCCUGGGCCUCAUCCUGCUCGUCCUGGGGCUCAGGAUAUCCUGGGAGGGGAUCUGGGGGGGAUAUCCUGGGGAGGGGUCCUGA